Chaetomium globosum CBS 148.51 is the source of this 660-nucleotide messenger RNA. RefSeq lists its product as uncharacterized. The transcript is spliced from 4 exons. Lineage: Eukaryota; Fungi; Ascomycota; Sordariomycetes; Sordariales; Chaetomiaceae. The coding region runs from base 1 to 660 and encodes 219 amino acids. The record is from RefSeq and is a predicted model, not a curated record.
AUGUCUAUCAUUUGCCACUCCACCUUGAUAGAGCAUAAACACAUAGCUUCGCUCUCAUGUGUCCAUCUAGAGCCCAUUGUUCACCGUCGGGUCAACUCCAGUUCGCCUCAAAACAACAGAGACCUCCCCCGGGCUCGCACUGCUGGUGGGUGCUUUCGGACACGGCAACAAUGGAACGUUGACCGGGCCGUGUUAGUCCCCUCCGAGCAUCCGAGCAUAACACGGACACAUGUGCCGGCGCAAGGCGACAACAACCCCGGAAGUAAGGACGCCCUUUCGCACCCCCGGCCGGACCCCGGAAUGCCGCCUCAUCCCGUCCCACACUCCGAGUGCCCCCCGUCCCGUAGUAGCUCUGUGAUACCCACUCUUAUCACGAAAAGAAGAAUGAUGUACUCACACCCGGAGCACGGCCAUCAAGGCAUCCGCAGCAGCUCGCUCGUUUCGACACAACCACCUUUUUCUGCGCGCACAUGCAUAUGUCCUGCCCUUCCUUGUCCAACGCCGUUCCCACUACCACCCCUCAAACCCACCACGGGUGCGAGGAGCCUCACACCACGGGCCAAGCAAACCCGCACCCCGUCUCGGGAUGUGGAGAUGGAGAUGGAGAUGGAGACGGGGACGACGCUCGAAAUACGAGGACCCUCCACAUCCAACACAUAG